GGGUAAGACGACCCGACCACUGUUAGCCAACAUAACCGCGUUUUCACACCGGUUAAGGUGAAGCAACGUGCCCGGUCAGCUAUGGCAUCUGAAGAACCUAAAGCAAAGAAACAAAAACUUUCGGAGGAGGAGAAGAAGCGGGAGUCUCCGUCCAAAAAGGCUCCUGCCGAACUAAGCCCUAAUUUACUCUUUGGGAUGGGAAACCCCUUGCUGGACAUCUCAGCUGUAGUGGACAAAGACUUCUUGGACAAAUACACCCUGAAACCCAAUGACCAGAUCCUGGCAGAAGACAAACACAAAGCACUAUUUGAAGAGAUAGUGAAGAAGUUUAAGGUUGAGUACCAUGCAGGAGGUGCCACGCAGAACUCCAUAAAGGUUGCACAGUGGAUGAUCCAAGAACCCCAUAAAGUGGGCACCUUCUUUGGCUGCAUUGGCAAAGACCAGUUUGGAGAAAUCCUGAAGCAGAAGGCUGAGGAGGCCCACAUUGACGCCCACUACUAUGAGCAAGAUGAAGAGCCCACAGGGACAUGUGCUGCAUGCAUCACCGGAGACAACAGGUCUCUGGUCGCAAACCUAGCUGCUGCUAACUGUUAUAAGAAAGACAAACAUCUAGACCUGGAAGAAAACUGGGAGCUGGUGAAAAAAGCCAAAGUCUACUAUAUCGCUGGUUUCUUCCUGACUGUCUCUCUGGAGUCUAUCCUGAAAGUGGCGAAGCAUGCGUCCGAAAAUAACAAGCUGUUUUGCCUGAACCUCUCAGCGCCCUUUAUCUGCCAGUUCUUCAAGGAUAACCUCAUGCAGGUUCUGCCCUACGUUGAUGUGCUUUUCGGCAAUGAGACAGAGGCAGCUGCUUUUGCUAAAGAGCAGGACUUUGACACUGAGGACAUUAAGGAAAUUGCCAAGAAAGCCCAGGCUUUGCCCAAAGUCAACACAAAGAGACAGAGGGUUGUAGUGCUGACCCAGGGGAAAGAUGAAACAGUAAUGGCAAAAAGUGACAAGGUUGAGACAUUCCCUGUGCUGAAGGUCGACUCCAAGGACAUCGUGGACACAAACGGUGCAGGUGACGCCUUUGUGGGAGGUUUCCUGUCCGAACUGGUUCAGGAGAAACCGUUGGACCAGUGUGUGAAGGCGGCUCACUACUCUGCUAACGUCAUCAUUAGGAGAGCAGGUUGCACCUUCCCAGAAAAACCUGACUUCAAAUGAGAAUUUCCAAACAACCUGUCUUCACCUUAUGUUCACCCUGCCAUAACAAACUUGGACUCAUGAAUCCAACCAUAUCCUACAUUUACUCUGUCCCCUUUUUUCUGCCAGUGAGUGAACCGUCCAAGUUCUUUUUUAAUUCAUCAGCAAAUAAAUUGUCUCCAGUUGUUAGCUGGGAGCCUUCUGACAUCAGUGCAUGUCUCUGCGAACACCACUUGGGGCCGCCAGAGGAUCAUGCAGACCUAUGGGAGAUCCAAGUAACCACAAAGGAAUCAUGAUGACACCACAGGAUUUGAUCAAUGUUUUUAAAUGAAGGAUGAAAUUGGGAAAUCUUUUGUUUCAUGGACUUGUUUUUUGUGAUUGGUUUAAGAGUAUUUUAGCUCUGACACUGCCAAUAUCCCAAUGCAAUGACAUCAGUCACACUACUGUUUGCAGGCAUGUUGACACAGAGGAGUUAUUGCUUUAUUUAAUUCCACAAAGGAAGGUCACAUUAACAAAUGUCUGAGAUGUAAAGAAACACUCUCUUAGGUUUUUGAUGCUAUACCAAAUCAGCAGUUGUGAUCUUUUUCAUGAUUAUUGCUUAUGAUGACUUUAGGCUUUGAUUUUAAUAGGCCAGUUAUAAAACCAAACAUUUUUGUCCAAGCGCACACUUUUUAAUACUGAUAUGUCAAAGACCUCUUUGUCCUGAAAUCACAGUUAAAUGUAAGUCAGUGAAAUCCAGAAGUAACCUUCCAAGUUAACAGUUUGCUUUGUCCUCAUGCGGAUUCUGUGGAAGGUGCUUCCAGCAACGUGUGCCUUUGUUUCUUUUCUUCCCCUGCAAGUGCUGCAGGUACUUACAGAUGUUUUGUGACCUUUUAUUUUUUAUUCUGGGAAAACUAACAAGUUAAAUCAGUGUUGGCGACUGGUCGCUUGCGUGGAGGAAAAUAGACGCACACUUCUAAAUGCAUGUAGGGUGCUAUUGUUGGAGAGGUGUAAUUUUAUCUGAAUGUUCUUUGGUAGAGGAAUGAUCUUUCCUCUGUUCAUUUGGUUUUUCUCUUUCAGUGUGUUUUUAAUUUAACUGAAACGCCAUCCUCCCUUCAAAAUCAGAUGUGAAUGAAGGUAAAUUUUCUAAAAUUCUGGUCAGAUAUUAAAAAAGCUUCAGCUAAAUUCAGGUUCAAGGCACUCUUGUGAUAUGGGGCCAAACAUUUCAAGUCAUCAGUGUUCACCUCAAUAAAUGGGUAAAUACUUGACAACGCAUUUCAACUGUACAAUUCUAAAAAUGCUAUUACAAUGCAUGAAUUUUGUGCAUUUUUGUGCAUACUAGCAGAUUGUUUUGUCCGUCUAUUGACUUUGUGUUAAGAUACCAAAAAGCCUUAUGUUUAUUUAAGGUCUGAAUGGCACUCAAGCUGCCAAUCUGCUAACAGAAAAUAAGAAAUAAAACCUAACCUGUUUAA
Cheilinus undulatus (humphead wrasse) is the source of this 2630-nucleotide messenger RNA. RefSeq names its product adenosine kinase a (gene adka). NCBI's taxonomy places the organism in Eukaryota, Metazoa, Chordata, Actinopteri, Labriformes, Labridae. The record is from RefSeq and is a predicted model, not a curated record. Gene Ontology annotation, molecular function: adenosine kinase activity. The coding region runs from base 82 to 1200 and encodes 372 amino acids. The transcript is spliced from 11 exons. Gene Ontology annotation, biological process: purine ribonucleoside salvage. Gene Ontology annotation, cellular component: cytosol; nucleus.